Molecule: messenger RNA, 1002 nt
Organism: Pungitius pungitius (ninespine stickleback)
Lineage: Eukaryota; Metazoa; Chordata; Actinopteri; Perciformes; Gasterosteidae
Gene: tspo
Product: translocator protein
Exons: 5
Coding region: 437-922 (161 amino acids)
Cellular component (GO): mitochondrial outer membrane
Source: RefSeq, a predicted model, not a curated record
GUGUUUUGGAGUAAUCAACAAAGACGAAUGUAAAAACACGCCGACCAGGAAGUAAGGUCAUUUUUCCGGACUUUGGACUUUUUUAAAUGGACCGCGCUAUAUGGAGUUAUAAAAACUAAGUAUCUGGCUAGCUACCAAAACGCCUCCAACCGUCAGUCGUCUCUCGAGUUUGUCCUCGCGACCAAUCAGUUUUGCACCCGGGCCGUGACGUCACAACGUUCGUCUGCGGUUGUGCGCGUGCGCGUCCGUUGGGGAGCGUUGAAUACUGACGGCCGCGAUAAGGCGGCCCUGCCCGCCCAGCCUGCAAAUAUCUCAGGAAACCAUUAUCACUUACACAACAAUACAACGCUGGGCACUGUGCGGAGGAGCUGACAACGGACUCCGGGUUGGCGUCGUUCACUGCUGUCACAAAGCGAAGACAAUACUCAUUCUCAACAUGUGGCUGCCCAUGCUGGGAAUGACGGCCCUUCCACACUUGGGGGGGCUCUACGGCGGUUACAUCACACGCAAAGAGGUGAAGACCUGGUACCCGACCCUGCAGAAACCAUCAUGGCGUCCACCAAAUGCAGCAUUCCCUGUAGUUUGGACCUGUCUGUACACAGGAAUGGGGUAUGGUUCCUACCUUGUGUGGAAAGAGCUGGGAGGUUUUACUGAGGACGCACUGGUUCCACUGGGACUUUAUGCGAUGCAGCUAGCUCUGAACUGGGCCUGGACUCCCAUUUUCUUUCGCGCGCACAAGCUGAAAUUGGCGCUCAUGGAAAUUGUGCUCCUUACUGGGACUGUUGGAGCCACCAUGGUGUCUUGGUAUCCCAUCAGCCGCACUGCCACGCUGCUGAUGGCACCCUACCUGACCUGGCUGUGCCUCGCUACUUCUCUCAACUACUGCAUAUGGAGAGACAACCGUGAGGAGAAAGAAGAGUAGGAACCAGAUAGUGUUUCCAUUGUAUGUCUAGCAGUUUGUUUAUAGUCAUCUGCAGCAUAUUAAAGGAUGGGGAAACCUUG